UGCAAACUCAACUGACGGGCCGUUUGGAGGCUCUAUCAACAAAUCACUUCGAAAUUUUCUCUGCUGAAGCUACGGACGACCAUGGAACGCAUCAUGGACCACAUCGAUACCCUCAAUACGCAGUAUGCCAAGCACCCGCUGUGGCAAUCUUUGGCGUGUGGACAAGGUGGAAAGGUCGCCCGCGCAAAGCUCCAGGCGUUCGCCCCUGCCAUCAGCUACUUCAUCUUGGCGUUUCGCGACUUCAACGACUUUGUCUUGCCCUACGAGUCCCCUCAAUCGGAGCUCGAAGCCGCGCUAAACGUCCAUGCUCUCGAAGACAGCACGCAUUACAAACUGUUCCUUGAAGACUGGGAAAAGUUGGGGGGCGAUGGGUUGUUGGUUCCGUUUGCCCAGUUGAUUGCUGGCCUUCCUGAAGAUGACCACCGAGUCCCAAGCACCCAAUCAUCGGUGUCGUUAGCGCCGUCGACUCGCACGCUUUCGUUUCUGUGGUCGGACGCCACCAACCACCACAGCCGCAAGCUGAUGUUCGCGUUAACCAAGCUCAUCCACCAGCGGGCAAGUGACGCGGCCGUGCGGUUUGCAGCCGUGGAAGCCGUGGAAGAAACGGGACGAGUGAUGUUUGAAGCCACGGCCAAGCUCGCCAACGAAAUCGAAGCAGCCGGGGGGCCAGCGUACCGGUACUUUGGGGAGUAUCACUUGGCCUUGGAAACCGGGCAUGUGAUGAACCAAGACCCGGCGGCGACAACUGGCGGGGCGGGGGGCUGUGGCUGCGAGACGGACGACAAGUUCAAGCAGUUGCCUCUGUCCCCAGCCCAAGAACGCGACUGUACGCUUGUAGCCGACCAAGUGUUUGCCAUUUUUACCGAAUGGAUCGACGGUAUCCAUGCAUUAAUGCAAGCCACCGUGCAAGUAUAACGUCAAACGUCGUUCACAUACUGUUCUCAACCAACUUAACACGUAUAUUCUGCA
Messenger RNA from Aphanomyces astaci, 969 nucleotides. RefSeq lists its product as hypothetical. NCBI's taxonomy places the organism in Eukaryota, Oomycota, Saprolegniomycetes, Saprolegniales, Verrucalvaceae. Bases 82 to 915 code for a protein of 277 amino acids. The transcript has a single exon. The record is from RefSeq and is a predicted model, not a curated record.